Messenger RNA from Cydia pomonella (codling moth), 1687 nucleotides. RefSeq names its product bromodomain-containing protein 4-like. The record is from RefSeq and is a predicted model, not a curated record. The transcript is spliced from 3 exons. NCBI's taxonomy places the organism in Eukaryota, Metazoa, Arthropoda, Insecta, Lepidoptera, Tortricidae. Bases 243 to 1538 code for a protein of 431 amino acids.
AAGUAUUAAUAGACGAUCGAAUAUGGUGCGCUCCGUACCGCGAACUUGGUCUGCUCGGAACAAUAUUCGAUGGUGUGUACAGCGGUCCGCCGGACAAUAUUAUUAUUAUUGACGGUGCGGUGGUUCGAUGAUUCUCCCAAAGGAUAUGGUGCGGUCCGCACCAAAUUCGCUCGUGUAGACGGGCCACCGCACCGUUCCGAGCGUUAGUCGCGGAUCUACAACCGAGCGAGACACACGUCACAAUGUCGUCUGAAUCCGUAAAUAUAGCUGAAAAACAAUUAAUAGUGGAAGUGUUAGAACUUUACAAAGGUUUUCCGUGUUUGUGGGAUUCAAGUCACGAACUUUACUGCAACAAAGAUGCCCGCAGUCAAGCGUUACAAAUAAUUUUAGAUAAAUGGAAAACGGGUUACCCGCAGGCUACUACAGAGGAAGUUAAAAAAAAACUGGAACACCUUAGAGCUGCGUAUAGACGUGAACGAAAGAAGGUGGAAUCCAGCAAAUCAACUGGAGCUGGGUUGGGAGACGUGUACACGCCGUCCCUGUGGUACUAUCCAUAUUUGACAUUUCUUCAUGAGAAGACUAUGCCGGUAUCCCAGGGAAUCGAUAAUAUACAAGGAACUCCAGAUUCAGAUAGCGAGGAACCUGUAACAAAAAAGGUAAAGAGUUCAACCAAGCGGCAAAAUGAACUGUACAAGAAACAAGAAGAACUGAUUCAGUCUGCGGCAGAAUUAAUCAAAGACAGCAACUCGCAGGACACCUCAGCCGAUGCCUUUGGACGCUCAGUGAGCUUUCAGUUGAAAGAAUUACCAAAAGUUCAAAGAUGCAUAGCCGAAAAAAUAAUUGGAGAACUACUGUUCUACGCUAAAUUAGGAGAGCUUACUUUAGAUACUUCCAUAAACUUUAAAAAAAACAUACAUACUGCCACACAAUACUCCUACUACACCCACCCUUAUAGAAGCCAUAUUUAUCCGCAUCAUGCAUUCCCGUCCUCAACGUCUCCUCAAUAUUCACAAACAUCACAGUCACCUAAAUAUUCACACACAUCAUCUGAACAAUCGCAACCAUCACAGUCUCCUCAACAUUCAAUAAACUUAAAUAAAAACUUACAUACUGGCACACAAUCCUCAUACCACACUCACCCAUAUAGAAACCAUUUAUAUCAGCAACAUUCAUUACCGUCCUCACCAUCUCCUCAAUAUAUACAACAACCAUCCCCGUCUCCUCAAUAUUCACAACCAUCACCGUCCCCUCAAUACAUACAACAACCAUCCCCGUCUCCUCAGUAUUCACAACCAUCACCGGCACCGUCCCCUCAACAAUCGACACCCUCUCUACCACAAACACCGGCAGAUUCGAUUACUCUUCAUUCAGCAGACACACAUUUGAGUCAAGUUUUAUUACCAGCUGACACUCUACUUGAGUUGACCCCAAGUGGGGAAACACAACAUAAUGAGCCAGACACUAGAGGAAGUGGUAAUAUGGAUGUUUUUAGGGGCACAGGAAAACAACUUCAAGAAUUCUUGAUUUUUAAAAAAUAAUUACCUAUGUAAAUGUGUACACACAUAUGUGGCAUUAUCUAUGAAAAGGGACCUAGAUUAUGAAUACACUAAUAACUCAAUACCGACAACAAGGUCCCUACUCGUGGAUAAUGCCACAUAUUUUGAUUUUAAAUAAAAAAUAGUAUGAA